GCCCGGCGGCUGGUGGGAGAUCUGGUACGAGAGAGUUGCCUCGCGGUGUAUCCUUUGCGGACUGGCGCUGGCUGCAGUCUCCUCAGAGUGGCGGCCGCUCUCCUGCGUCCAGAGCGAGCGCCUUCUUUGCCGCUUGGCCCGCGCCUUCAGGCUCCGGGUUCUCAUAAAUGUUUUCUUGGAACCUUAAAGAUGGAAAUGACAAACGUGUCCCUGAAACGUGGGUGCCUUGUUGUGGAAGAUAAUGACGGCGUGGCCUCACAGGAGGAAACAAAGAAACAGAAGGUCUCAGAGUGCUGUCUGAUCGACAGUCAGGAUGGAGUAGAAAAUGAAGGUCUGCACAGCAGUGAGGAUGAGCCUGGGCCUCUAGAAGCUGAAAGUACAAAGAAAGAUGAAAAGAAUUCCAGUGCUCACGUGCAAGAGGAGGAAGAGGAGGAAGAGGAGGAAGAAGGCCUUCCAGAGACAGGGGAAGAGGAGGAGCCAGAGAGCUUUGCAGACAUGAUGAAGCAUGGGCUCACAGAGCUUGACGUCGGCAUCACCAAGUUUGUGAGCCCUCAUGAGGGCUUCUCAGGGAUCUUAAAAGAAAGAUACUCUGACUUUGUUGUUCACGAAAUUGGAAAAGAUGGACGGAUCAGCCAUUUGGAUGACUUAUCUGUUCCAGUGGAUGAGGAGGACCCUCCUGAAGAUGCACUCACUGUUCUGACAGCUGAAGACAGACAGCAACUGGAGGAGCUACAGCUUUUCAAGAACAAAGAAACCAAUGUUGCCAUUGAGGUCAUUGAGGACACCAAAGAAAAAAGAACCAUCAUCCAUCAAGCUAUUAAAUCUCUCUUCCCAGGAUUGGAGACAAAAACAGAGGAUAGAGAAGGAAGGAAAUACAUCGUAGCUUACCAUGCAGCUGGCAAAAAGGCUUUGGCAAAGGUCAGAACUGCAGCAGAUCCAAGAAAACAUUCUUGGCCAAAAUCUCGGGGAAGCUACUGCCACUUUGUUCUAUACAAGGAAAACAAAGACACCAUGGACGCCAUCAAUGUAUUGUCCAAAUAUUUACGAGUGAAACCAAACAUUUUCUCCUAUAUGGGAACCAAAGACAAAAGGGCCAUCACAGUCCAGGAGAUUGCUGUCCUCAAGAUAAGUGCACAAAGACUCGCCCAUCUGAAUAAAUGCUUGAUGAACUUUAAGCUAGGGAAUUUCAGCUAUCAGAAAACCCCUCUGAAAUUGGGAGAGCUUCAAGGAAAUCACUUCACUGUUGUUCUCAGGAAUAUAACAGGAACUGAAGAGCAAGUACAGCAAGCCAUGCAAUCUCUGAAGGAGACCGGCUUCAUUAACUACUAUGGUAUGCAAAGGUUUGGGACCACAGCUGUCCCUACGUACCAAGUUGGAAGAGCUAUUCUACAGAAUGCCUGGACAGAAGUCAUGGACUUAAUACUGAAACCCCGUUCUGGAGCUGAAAAGGGGUACUUGGUGAAAUGCAGAGAAGAAUGGGCCAAGACCAAAGAUCCAGCCUCUGCCCUCAAAAAGCUACCUGUCAAAAGGUGUGUGGAAGGGCAGCUGCUUCGAGGACUUUCAAAAUAUGGAAUGAAGAAUAUAGUCUCUGCAUUUGGCAUAAUACCAAGAAAUAAUCGCUUAAUGUAUAUCCAUAGUUAUCAAAGCUAUGUAUGGAAUAACAUGGUGAGCAAACGGAUAGAAGACUACGGGCUGAAACCUGUCCCAGGGGACCUUGUUCUCAAAGGAGCCACAGCCACCUAUAUUGAGGAAGAUGAUGUUAAUAAUUACUCUAUCCAUGAUGUGGUGAUGCCCCUGCCUGGUUUUGAUGUUAUCUACCCCAAACAUAAAAUUAGUGAAGCCUACAGGGAAAUGCUUACUGCAGACAAUCUUGAUAUUGACAACAUGAGACACACAAUUCGAGAUUACUCUUUAUCAGGUGCCUAUCGAAAGAUUAUUAUUCGGCCUCAGAAUGUCAGCUGGGAAGUCAUUGCAUAUGAUGAUCCUAAAAUUCCACUUUUCAACACGGAUGUGGACAACCUAGAAGGAAAACCACCACCAGUUUUUGCUUCUGAGGGCAAAUACCGGGCUCUGAAGAUGGAUUUCUCUCUUCCUCCUUCUACUUACGCCACCAUGGCCAUUCGAGAAGUGCUAAAAAUGGACACCAGCAUCAAGAAGCAGACCCAGCUGAAUACAAACUGGCUCCGAUGAGUAGCUGUUCAGAGAGAGACACAGACAAGUGCCUGCUCGAUGACCUGUUCUUUUCUCUUUUAAUUGUUGACCCAUAUUUGAUUUUUAAAACUUUUAUAGUAAAGGAUUAUUUGUAUUUUUUAAAAAAUUUUUGUCAGCUUAAAGAAAUAAUUUGCAAUAUUUGUACACACACAAACCCUGAGGAUCCUAAUUAUAGCUCAGAAGACAUAAAUUGGUCAGGAUAUACUUUAGGUACUUAAAUCCUAGUACACUAUCAGCAUUGUGAUUUUAUAACAAUAAAAGGGGGACUUUGGUUUAAAGUAGCAGUUUUAGGUUUUGCUGUGCACCUGAAGUACAAACACCAGGAAUUUUUAUAAGUCCUUAAUUGGAGUACACAGUGGUUCAUCUCAAGAGCAAUGGUAGCAAACAGAUCCCAACUAGAAAUUGGAGUCCAUACUUAACACACUGUACUCAUGUUGGUCCAAUGGUAACAAAACACCCAUAGGUCUAUAAAUAUGACAUGGUCUUCAUUGUGUGGCUGUGUGUCAGAUUCAGGUAAGCGUUUCUACAUCUUAUCUUGAGUGGCUUUCUUGUUGAUAGUAUCAGUGCAUUUUAGGGGAGGUUUUUUCUUGAUGGAGAGAUAUAGUUUUAUUAACCAGGCAGUGGUGGCACAAGCCUUUAAUUCCUGCACUUGGGAGACAGAGGCAGACGGAUCUCUGUGAGUUCGAGGCCAGCCUGGUCUACAAGAGCUAGUUCCAGGACAGGCUCCAAAACUACAGAGAAACCCUGUCUCAAAAGAGAAAAAAAAAUAUUAUUGGUUAAGGUAUAAUUUUCUUCUAGGUGCCUUUUACUUUCAGGACUCUUUCUACUGGACUCAAAAGUAAUUAGUGAUCAAAAAGAAAACAUGGAAAACUUACAAGGGCUCCCGUCAGCGAUGCUAACCUGUCACCAGCUGCUUCAGCAUUUCCAUCAUGGGCGCCACCAAAAAACCUUUCUCUGAAGGAAUGGAUAUGCCUUUGCAAAGUUGUGUAACAUGACUCUACUAAUUUUAUUUUCUAUUAUUUCGAGAAACAAAUGUAAUAAAUAUUUUUUGAGAAUUCCUUUCUUCUAAUUAUGUAAAUAAAUCAAAUAAAUAUUCUAAAACUGAGUGCAUGUAAACAUCUUGUCCCAGACUAAAGGAAAGUAAGGCACUCAGUGAGUGAGGUGACGUGCAGUGUCUUGAUGAGGUGUGGAAUGUGAGAAUCGGGUACAAUAGCAUCCACUGGGGUGACUGACGGCAUGACCUGGGCUCACGGCAUCCUUCGCCUCCCAGUAUGCCUUCUGGAGUGUAGAGAAAUGACUGGGGAAGAGUGACUAGCAUGUGACGUAGAGCUGACCCUGAAACACCCCUGAGAACCUUUCUUCAUAUUGGCCUGUGCCGCUGCUAAGACCGCAAAGGAGUGAGAAACAGAACCAGUAACUGAGUUAUUU
This is a messenger RNA of Chionomys nivalis (European snow vole), 3639 nucleotides long. It is a transcript of the gene Pus7, whose product is annotated as pseudouridine synthase 7. Gene Ontology annotation, molecular function: RNA binding; pseudouridine synthase activity. The record is from RefSeq and is a predicted model, not a curated record. Gene Ontology annotation, cellular component: nucleus. NCBI's taxonomy places the organism in Eukaryota, Metazoa, Chordata, Mammalia, Rodentia, Cricetidae. The transcript is spliced from 17 exons. Gene Ontology annotation, biological process: pseudouridine synthesis. The coding region runs from base 190 to 2190 and encodes 666 amino acids.